Messenger RNA from Aegilops tauschii subsp. strangulata, 3665 nucleotides. RefSeq names its product disease resistance protein RGA5. Gene Ontology annotation, biological process: regulation of DNA-templated transcription; defense response to other organism. Gene Ontology annotation, molecular function: DNA-binding transcription factor activity; ADP binding; sequence-specific DNA binding. Lineage: Eukaryota; Viridiplantae; Streptophyta; Magnoliopsida; Poales; Poaceae. The record is from RefSeq and is a predicted model, not a curated record.
CACGGUGACUUUCUAGAGAAAAGAUUCCUGUAUGGUCCUACGCUUUUGAGAAUCCCAUGUGCGCAGAGUCUCAGUCCUCACUACUCAUCUCCGGAUCAGAUCUGGAGAGCACAAGAACCACUGACGACGAGAGACGAGAGGAAAGGCAACCCCCCAGAUCUGGAGCUGCCCGUACCCUGAGAGCUCCUCGCCGGUGGUAGGGUAGAAUAUCUUCCUUGGGCUGCAGCGACGACGAGCCCGCCCCGGAGGUUGGGGCGGCGGGGGCUCAGACGAGCUCUAACUGGCGAGCGGCGGCGGUGAAAGAGGAUUUGCAUCCGAGUAUCCGACAGUUGGGAUCCCAUUGUUCAGGUUCAUGAUUCAGAUGCAGUCAACGGACGCACGUCAAGAGUAAGGGCUGCAACCAGAAAGGGAAAUCAGUCCUGGGUGUGGCUAGCAACUUCAGAAUGAAAAAGAUGAUUUAAGUUCUUUCCUCUAUAGUUAGAAGAAGAAAAAAAAAAGGAAAAUCAGUCCUGGUUGUGCUGCUGCUGGUUGCAUGGAGGCAGCAGUGGUGAGCGUGUCGCGGGGCGCCAUAGGCUUCGUCAUUGCGAAGCUUGGCGAUCUUCUCGCCGGCAAGUACAAGCUGCUCAAGGGAGCCAAAGGAGAGAUCAUGUUCCUUAAAGCUGAGCUCGAGAGCAUGCGAGCAUUCCUGGAGAGGAUGUCGGAGGCGGAGGAGGAGCCCGACAAGCAAUCCAAGUUAUGGGCGAAGGAGGUGUGUGAUUUGUCCUAUGACAUCGAGGAUAGCGUUGACGAGUUCAUAGUCCUGGUGGAAUGUGAGUCGGACUGCGAGCCGCAUGGAUUUAAGGGAUUCAUUCAUAGGAGCAUGAACUUGUUGACGACGAUGAACAUUCGGCAUAGGAUCGCCAAGGAGUUCAGAGGCCUCAAGAGCCGUGUCGUGGAGGUGAGCGAGCGACGCAUGAGGUACAAGAUUGAUGAUGUUGUCUCCAAGCAAAACAAGACAACCAUAGACCUUCGCCUCCUGGCACUCUACGCAGACACUGCGGGCCUUGUGGGUAUCGACGGGCCGAAGAAUGAAUUAAUUCGGCUGAUGGCAGGUGAAGAGGGUGGUUCUGCACAACCGACGAAGGUCCUCUCUAUAGUGGGGUUUGGAGGGCUUGGUAAGACUACACUUGCGAACCAGAUUUACCAGAAGCUAAAGUGGCAGUUCCAGUGUCAAGCUUUCGUUUCUGUGUCCCAGAAGCCAAGCAUAAGAAUUGUUUUGAGACGAAUGCUCUCUCAAGUUGGCUAUGUAGCGCGUGAGGGAGCCGACAUGGAAAUAUGGGCUGAGGAUGAACUGAUCAGUGAACUCAGAAAAUUCCUUAUGGAUAAGAGGUACUUCAUUGUAAUUGAUGACAUUUGGGAUGAAACUACAUGGAAUGUUAUUAGAUGCGCUCUUCCAGAAAAUUUGUACGGUAGCAUGAUAAUAACAACUACCCGAAUUAAUUCUGUGGCUAGAGCUUGCUGCUGCAAUCAACAUGACUAUAUUUAUAAGAUGAAGACGCUAAGCAACGAAGACUCAAGAAAGCUAUUUUUCAGAAGAGUAUUUGGUUCAGAGGACGCUUGCCCUCUGUAUUUGGAAGAAGUUUCAACUCAGAUUUUAAAAAGAUGUGGUGGCUUGCCUCUUGCAAUUGUGACUAUAUCUAGCCUUUUGGCUAGUGAGCGAAACAAAUUCAAGGAGCAUUGGGUGCACAUAAUGAAUUCCCUGGGACCCAAUUUCGAGGUGAAUCCAACAUUGGAAGGAAUGAGGCAAAUACUGAGCCUUAGUUACAUAAAUCUUCCUCAUUAUUUGAAGACAUGCAUGCUGUAUUUGGGUAUGUAUCCAGAGGACUAUAUAAUCUGGAAAAAUGAUUUGGUCAGGCAAUGGGUAGCCCAAGGCUUUGUAAGUAAAGCACAUGGGAAAUAUCCAGAGGACGUUGCAGAGGGCUAUUUUAACGAGCUUGUUAACAGAGGCAUCAUUCAGCCAGUUAAUACCGAUCAUAAUAAUGAAGUGUUAUCUUGCAGACUGCAUGAUAUGAUGCUUGACCUUAUUAUACACAAGUGCAGAGAUGAAAAUUUUAUCACUGCACCAGAUGACAUCCAAGACAUGAUUGGUUUGUCUGACAAGGUCCGCCGACUCUCCCUCUAUCUGGACGGUAUAAUAGAUGGCACGAUAUUGGAAACCACCCAGCUCUCACAAGUAAGAGCACUUGCAAGAUUUGGCAACUCUGCAUAUGCACCUCCUCUCUUGAAGUUCAAGCAUCUCCGAGUUUUAAGUCUUGAAUUUCGGUGGGAGAUACCUGACCUCACUGGAAUAUCUCAUUUGUUCCAACUGAGGUAUCUGAAAAUUAAAACAGAUGGUAAAAUUCAAGUUCCGUCAGGUGUUGUUCAUUUGGGCCGGUUGCAGCACCUGAUCGUCCCUCGUAGGACAAUUUUGCCCAAUGGAAUUGGCAACAUGAAAUCUUUAUGUACGCUGCAAGAGUUUGAUGUGGGCUUGAAUUCUAUAGACAACAUCAGAGACCUCGGAGAUCUCAUCAAUUUGAGGGAUCUUCGAAUAUGUGGUCAUCUUUCCAAAAUGGAUGAAUUGCAUGACAUGGAGAGAAGACAGCGUUUGGAUGUUUUGACACGUUCCCUUGAAAAACUUUGCGACCUCAGAUAUCUGCACAUGGAUUAUAACAUCAAAGUUAGUUAUGUGUUGAGUUCGCUAUUUCUUCGGAGGCUUCAUAUGCUGUGUCCGUUUCCGAAGGUUCCUAAUGCGAUUGGAGAGCUCCAUAACCUCUUUGACCUUGAUCUCACAAUUGAGGUGUUGGAAGAUGAUAUUGCAAUCCUUGCGCAGUUGCAAUCUCUUAACCGCCUUAAAUUGCACAUCGAAGGGAAACCUGAAACUGAAGAGAAGGUAGUCAUUUGUAGAAAGGGAUUCCCUGUUCUCAAGCAUUUCUGGCUAUUCUGCGUCAGGAUGUCACAACUGACUUUUGAGGCAGGGACAAUGCCCAGUCUCGAAAAGCUCGAGGUAAGAAUCAAUUCGCCGUACGGUGCUGCACCUAUGGGCAUCGAGCACCUAUUAGGCCUCAAGGAAAUCUUUGUAUUUGUUGGGGGAUGUGGUGGCGAGGGAUCCUGCAGUAUAAGAGCUGCACUGACACUGUUAAGGAAGGCCAUUGAUAUGCGCUCAAGUCGUCCUGCAGCUAACAUUAAGUGUGUUGACAAUUUGCUGCUCCCUGAGCACCUCCUUGAUGACGGCUUCAGCUGGAGGAAGUACGGCCAGAAAGAUAUCCUUGACGCCAAGCACCCGAGAGCUUACUACCGUUGCACAUACCGAAAGUCGCAGGGAUGCUCAGCAACCAAGGAGGUGCAGCGCACAGACGAUGACCCGGAGCUCUUCCUAGUCCUGUAUAAAGGAAAGCACACGUGUAUCAUGGAAACAAGCUUCACAGGAGCCGCUCGAGAUCGAGAUCGACUCGUUUUUUGACUCAACUCGAGAUCGACUCGAAAUGACACAAGCUGAGUUUGAACACUUUAUGUAGCUCGACCGAGAAACGAGCCGAUCUUGAGCCAAUGUUGGCUCGCUCGAUAUUACCUCGAUAGCUUGACAUAAUAUCAUUAUGUUAAAUGAUCAUGCCAUAUAUUAAAUGGAAAUAAGAUAAUUUAUUACCAUA